Molecule: messenger RNA, 444 nt
Organism: Menidia menidia (Atlantic silverside)
Lineage: Eukaryota; Metazoa; Chordata; Actinopteri; Atheriniformes; Atherinopsidae
Source: the annotation of a GenBank genome assembly
AUGAAAGGACUAAUAUUCUGCGUUUUCGUCAUCAUGAUGCUCACACCCGCUCGAGGUGAGGAGGAGGAGCAGCUGGAGCAGCUGGUAGAGUCUGUGGUAUUGGAACAGGAGGAAGAGUACCUGGAGUGUUUCCGCUGUGACCUGGGCUUCUGGGAUGCCUGCUACACGACCGAAACCAACUGCAGCCGCGGGGAGCUCUGCUACACAGGCCGUGGGAGAGCAGCUGAUGCUCUGGAUGUAAAGACGCUGGGCUGUGUAAAGGCAGAGGAGUGUGAUGUGGAGACCACCGUGGAGCUCUUUUCAAACAACACCAUUUUCGCCAUGACCAAACACUGCUGCGACACGCCCUUCUGCAACUCGGCACAAACACUUUCUGGCUACACAAUUGGGCAUCUUGCGGUGGCUUUCUUAACUGCCUGGCAUCUAAUCGAAGCCUUGACGUGA